Messenger RNA from Bubalus bubalis (water buffalo), 2566 nucleotides. RefSeq names its product potassium inwardly rectifying channel subfamily J member 16 (gene KCNJ16). Bases 845 to 2107 code for a protein of 420 amino acids. Gene Ontology annotation, biological process: potassium ion import across plasma membrane; regulation of monoatomic ion transmembrane transport. Lineage: Eukaryota; Metazoa; Chordata; Mammalia; Artiodactyla; Bovidae. The transcript is spliced from 2 exons. The record is from RefSeq and is a predicted model, not a curated record. Gene Ontology annotation, molecular function: inward rectifier potassium channel activity. Gene Ontology annotation, cellular component: plasma membrane.
GGGGUCACAAGGAGUCAGACACGCCUGAGGCUAUUUAGCAUGCAUGCACGUGAUGCUAUACAUCCAUCAUUGUUAAAUCAUACAGAGAAUUUUCAUGGCUCCAAAAAUCCUCUGGGCUUUCCUGUUUAUCUCUCCCUCCCUCUGCUCCUCACCAACCCCGAUCUUUUAUUACCUCCAUAAUUUUAGCUUUUUCGGAAUGCCAUAUACUCGGAAUCAUACUUUAUGCAGGCUUUUCAGAUUGCCUUCUUUCACCUAGAAACAUGUAUUUAAGGUUUCCCUGUGUAUUUUCAGGGCUUGGUAGUUCGUUUCUUUUUAGAACUGCAUAAUAUUCCAUUGUCUGGGUGUAGCACUGUUUAUUCACCUACUGAAGGAUGUCUUGAUUCCUUCUAAGUUUUGGCACUUAUGAAUAAAACUUCUAUAAAUACUCUGUGUACAGGUUUUUGUGUGGACUUAGGUUUUUAACUCUUGGUCUCAGUAAAGACCAAGGAACAUGAUUGUUGGGUUGGAUGUAAAAAAAAUAAGGUUUUAAAUUCUAGAAUUUCAGUUGACUUGGAGUUAACUAUAUGUUAAUCAUUAACCAGGAAAGAGGAACAUCAUCUUUGAAGAAUGCAAAUUGCAUAGUUUAACUAGCUUGGGGCUCUGCAAACAUUUUUUUCUGCAAAGGGCCAGAUGCUAAAUAUGGGAAGUUUUGAGGACCACCUGGUCUCUGCUGAGACUCUGAGGGUCACAGAAUUCUGCUGCCAUAGGGUUUGAAGUGAAAAAACCCAAACUCGCCAAUAGCCGCGCUCCUAGGACCCUUGCUUCCCCGGCAGUCACCGGGAUAUACCCCCGGGCGCUGGAGAGCAUGACCCACUACUGCAGCGGCUACCCCGUCGUGAGCGUGGACCCCAAGUGCCCGGGGUACGCGCCGGAGCACCUUCUGGCCGAGAAGCGCAGAGCGAGGAGGCGUCUGCUGCACAAGGACGGCAGCUGCAACGUGUACUUCAAGCACAUUUUCGGGGAGUGGGGCAGCUACGUGGUGGACAUCUUCACCACCCUCGUGGACACCAAGUGGCGCCACAUGUUUGUAAUCUUCUCGCUGUCCUACGUCCUCUCCUGGCUGACCUUUGGCUCCGUCUUCUGGCUCAUAGCCUUCCACCACGGCGACCUGCAGAACGAUGGCCCAGACGCCACGCCUUGCGUGGACAACGUCCACUCCUUCACGGGGGCGUUCCUCUUCUCCCUGGAGACCCAGACCACCAUCGGCUACGGCUACCGCUGCGUCACCGAGGAGUGCCCGGUGGCCGUGCUCACGGUCAUCCUGCAGUCCAUCCUGAGCUGCAUCAUCAACACCUUCAUCAUCGGGGCGGCCCUGGCCAAGAUGGCCACGGCCAGGAAGAGGGCGCAGACCAUCCGGUUCAGCUACUUCGCGCUGGUGGGCAUGAGGGACGGCAAGCUCUGCCUCAUGUGGCGCAUCGGGGACUUCCGCCCCAACCACGUGGUGGAGGGCACGGUGCGCGCGCAGCUGCUGCGCUAUGCGGAGGACGGCGAGGGGCGCAUGACCAUGGCCUUCAAGGACCUGAGGCUGCUCAACGACCAGAUCAUCCUCGUCACCCCCGUGACCGUGGUGCACGAGAUCGACCGCGACAGCCCCCUCUAUGCGCUCGACCGGAAGGCCGUGGCCAGGGAUAACUUUGAGAUCCUGGUGACGUUCAUCUACACCGGGGACUCCACGGGGACGUCCCACCAGUCCCGGAGCUCGUACAUCCCCCGGGAAAUCCUCUGGGGCCACAGGUUUCACGACGUCUUGGAAGUGAAAAGGAAGUACUACAAAGUGAACUGCCUGCAGUUCGAGGGCAGCGUGGAGGUCUACGCCCCCUUCUGCAGCGCCAAGCAGCUCGACUGGAAAGACCAGCAGCUCCACAGCGUGGAAAAGGCCCCGCCUGUGCGAGCAUCUGCCCCACCCGACGCCAAGGUCAGAAGAAGGUCGUUCAGCGCUGUGGCCAUUGUCAGCAGCUCGGAAAACCCGGAGGAGACCACCCCCUCUGCCCCCGAGGAAUGUAAGGAAGCCCCGUACCAGCAGGCCCUGCUGACUUUAAAUAGGAUUUCUGUAGAAUCCCAGAUGUAGUCCUGAAUCUUAACUGUGAGGGCUACCUACCACCCAGCGGUUCUUACUCUCUAGCCAAUCACCAUAAGGCAAGUAGUUAUGUAUAAACAGAGCUUUUGAAGAAUGUGGAACCUAUCUUUGAUGGUGAUGAAAGAUAAAUAGAGCAGGUUAAGCAUGAUAAAAGAUAUCUAAACAUUAUAUUAUAUACAUUUGUUUAAUUUUUUUUUUUUGGCUAGCAACUGUUGUAUUAGGGAGGCUAUCAAGAAGCCUAAUUGAUUAAAUUUCAUCUCUUUUAAUUAUUCCAUACACUUGUGUUAUCAGUUGGAAGUUAAUAUUUCAGUAAUAAGGAACAAAGAUAGGAUACGAGGACAAAUAAUAAUAGAGAGUAGAAAGAAAAAUAGCAUGGAUGAUAAAAUGUUAAACAUAUCCAAAUUGAUAGUGUAAUGAGCUACCUAUAAAAACCUUAUGUCUUACAAUCAA